Molecule: messenger RNA, 3103 nt
Organism: Fundulus heteroclitus (mummichog)
Lineage: Eukaryota; Metazoa; Chordata; Actinopteri; Cyprinodontiformes; Fundulidae
Product: dystonin-like
Exons: 9
Coding region: 1844-3103 (419 amino acids)
Biological process (GO): synaptic signaling
Cellular component (GO): plasma membrane
Molecular function (GO): protein binding
Source: RefSeq, a predicted model, not a curated record
UGAUGUUUUUAGCAUGUGAUAUCACUUGAUAGCUUUUUCCUCUCAGCUAUCAAACUGUGAAACCUGCACUAUAUAUACACAUCUUUCCAAUAAGCCUUGUUGGUUCAAUGCAUCGCAGAGCUGGUAGUUUUGUCCAAACGAGAGCUACAAAUCAGGAAACAAAAAGAACCCUGCUGCAUUUAUGAAAAACAAAAACAGAAUAAACCAGCUCCAAAGGAACAAACAAUGCUCAGAUUUCCAAGACUUCCCUACAUCAAAUUUACAUGAUAAAUGAACGAUUUAUAUUUUGAAACCCCUAUUUCUCCGUUGUGGACCUGUGAAUCAGCUCUUUCCUCAUGCUUGUAUGAUUUGUCUCAAUGCAGAGUCAGCCUGAGACAUAAACAGAGUAUGCAUCUGCUUUAGGCCCCCGGCUAGCCUAAUGGCUUCAAGAGCACAUCAAGUCACACAGCAAUGAUUGGAAGGUCUACAAAUCAAAUUCUAAACACAGCUAAUUAAAUCUUCAGUCAGUUAACUCUGUUGACAAAGUCCUAGUGAAAUGUUGUAGAAGUAGUAAUUUCUGCUUUUGUUAUGCUCAAAAUAGGUUCAGAUUCCAUGCAGUAAUUUUCAGUUUUAGAAUGUAACUUGUAACCCUAAAUUAAGCUCUGUCAUUAUUUCAGAGGCCUCAUCAAACACAACUGCCAGAGCAAAUGGCUAAAUGAGACAGAUAAAUCUGAUCUGUUUUGCAGAGCAACUUGGGGAAAAAAUAAUCACGUUUGCUUUUGUUGCAUCUGUUUCUAGAACACCUUCCUCUGCAAGCUGAUAAUUGCUUAAUAGAUGAAAAUGCAAACAUCUACUUUGUAUACAAGGAGCACUUAACAUUUAAAAACUUCACAAUGUAAAUGUCACAUAACUGUUUCCUGGCAUGCAGUCAGUUUAAGACAUUGUUAAACCGACAAUGCAGGAUGUAAAAAGCAAUCAAACGUGGAUGAUGCAAUACGUUGUGCUGCUUCUAGGUGAUGGUAUUAACUGGAAGAUGACUAAUCAGUCAAUAAUGUGCUGAAAAAUGUCCAUUGAAGGUGGAGAUGAAGACAAUAUAUGUCUCCAGCUUAAAACCAGAAACACUGCAUGUGUGCAAGUGUUAAAUGGGUAAAGAGAGGGUCAGCACAUGACCAGAACUGAUAAAAUCCCUCUAAAAGUGAUGGAAUUAUAGGAUUUAUAAUGACCACAGUGAUAUACAAGUCACAGGAUAGCUUCUCUCUUCUUAAAGGUGUUCUGAGAAUUGAUUUAUUUAGUAACAAUCCAAAGAGUGGCUUUGAUAUUUUUGGAUUGAAAUACUAUUGUAUCUCUCCACAGGUUAAAGGACAUUCAGAUGACUUGUAAAGUACAGCCUUAGAAAAAACCUGAAUGUUAAGUUAUGGGACUGAUAAUUAAGGGUUACACCUCAAUAAACUGUAGCAGAAGCGUUUUAUUGAUAUAAUUGCAGUUUAGCUUGGGAGCUUGCCAAUGACAUGCCAGUUAAACUGGAAGGCCGCAGAUGACCACAUGGGGGCAUUGUUAGUCUGACUCAAAUACUCAUUUUAAGGCUAGCAGCCUAAUUAGGUGUAAUGGAUCUAACCUGAUCCUUACUGUACUGUUGAUAUGAACAUGAGCUCACAAACGACUACCUGCAUUUUUAAUGAUAAUAUUCAGACGGUUUUAAAAUGGUGUACUUUUUACAUUUGAGGUAAAUUCCCAAUUUUAGUCAAUGAAUGUAUAGUGGCCAUUCCCCUGAAGAAAUAAUCAGGGUUUACAAAAUGCACGUAAACUAAGUGUCUUGGAUGCAAACAAAUUGUGGUCUCUUUGCCAACAUCAGCCUCCUAGUUUGAUGGAGGAGCCUGUCGCCAGAAGCAACGGAGAAUUUACCUCACUGAAUUCUUCUCUCAGCUCCCUUGACAACUCUGAUGCUGCCAUUUCCCUCCCUACAGCUACCAGGGAGGAUGAGGGAAUUGCUUUGACUGGAUCAACAACAUCACAGGAUCCAAAUACCCGGAGGGAAGCAGAGGAUUUGAGCCAAUGGCAGUGUGAGUUCAGGGGUCAGAUCAGAGCAGUAAGGCAAUGGCUCAGCAGCAUGGAGAAGAUGCUGCCUACUCUAGACCCCAGGCUCCAGAGUGAUGGACAGCAAAGUUCAGACCAAGAUUCUGGUUUGGACAGGUGGAGGGGAACUAAAGCUCCGCUGGCACUCAAGGAUGUCUCCACAAAUUCGGAAAUGUUUCUUCAGAACCUGGAAGCUUUGGUUACAUGGGUCAGUGAGAUAGAGGAGCUCACAGCCAAUCAGAAACCUCCAUCCUCAGAGGUCAAAGUGGUGAAGGCACAACUUCAAGAACAGAAGCUCCUGCUGCGCCUCCUGACAGACCGAAGGCGUAGUAUGGUUUCUGUAAUGGUUGAAGGUCCUCGGCUGGUGGAGGCCCACCCAGGAGAAGAGUGGGACCAGGCAAAGGUCAAGCUGGCCACUCUUCAGCAGAAGUGGGAGGCCCUGCAGAUGGUGGCAGAAAAAAGGAGGGAAUGUCUGGAGCUCAUUCUGCCCAAAGCCAAGCAGUUCCAGGAAGGAGUAGACAGCCUGCAGCAGUGGUUCAUUUCUGUAGAGCAGACACUGGCUGAGCUGAGGAACGCAGAGAGAAUGAUGCUGCAUCUGUCGGACGCAACAGAUAAGGCCAAGGCUGUUGUUGAAGAGAUUCAAGUCCAAAUGGCUGAACUUGGAAAAGUAAAGAUGUCGGGUCAAACUUUAAUGAAAGCCGUUUCAGUGGAGGAAGCCCAACAGGUCCAGGAGAAGAUGGAUGCUCUGCAUAUUCGUUGUUCGGUGUUAAACCUGAGCAGUAUGGACGUGCUGCAGAGGCUGGAGCAGGCCUUGGAAGCCUCCAGCCGCUGCACUUCAAGCCAGGAGGACCUCCAUCUGUGGCUGGGACGCAUCGAGAGGGAACUGUUGGGAGCAGCAGGAGCACCAACGCAAGUGGGAGAUGCAGGACUUUGUGCAGCUGAAAAACAGAGGGUAAGCUUUCCACGCUACACUAAGAUCAAACUGUACCAAGGGUUUGGAUACAUGAACACCCUACCUGUGAUUCACAGUCGUUUCCAUGCAAACUUCUAA